This is a messenger RNA of Hevea brasiliensis (rubber tree), 264 nucleotides long. RefSeq names its product PAMP-induced secreted peptide 2-like. The transcript has a single exon. Gene Ontology annotation, biological process: innate immune response; regulation of developmental process. The record is from RefSeq and is a predicted model, not a curated record. NCBI's taxonomy places the organism in Eukaryota, Viridiplantae, Streptophyta, Magnoliopsida, Malpighiales, Euphorbiaceae. Bases 1 to 264 code for a protein of 87 amino acids.
AUGGCUAGAGGCCUCAAGCACUUCAGCUUCUUGCUUGUUCUCGUUCUUGUUCUCGUGUUGCUUGGCUCAUCGUCAGACGCCCGGCCACUCAAUAUCUUGAAAUCCGAUGGUUCAAGGGUUUGGGACAAAGGUUUCUUUGAUGUGUUAUCUCUUGGUGCCAUCAAGCAAUCGGGUCCAAGCCCAGGGCAAGGGAACAAAUACACAGAUUCGCGGUCUUUUGGACGAAUUCAUAAGGAUGGUCCUGGCCCUGGAGAGGGACACUGA